This is a messenger RNA of Larimichthys crocea (large yellow croaker), 3404 nucleotides long. RefSeq names its product prostaglandin I2 receptor (gene ptgir). The transcript is spliced from 3 exons. Bases 426 to 1553 code for a protein of 375 amino acids. Lineage: Eukaryota; Metazoa; Chordata; Actinopteri; Sciaenidae. Gene Ontology annotation, biological process: negative regulation of smooth muscle cell proliferation; positive regulation of cytosolic calcium ion concentration; adenylate cyclase-activating G protein-coupled receptor signaling pathway. Gene Ontology annotation, molecular function: thromboxane receptor activity; prostacyclin receptor activity. The record is from RefSeq and is a predicted model, not a curated record. Gene Ontology annotation, cellular component: plasma membrane.
GAGAGAAAUAAGGGGAGUGGAGCAGCAGUGCCGGAGCUCAUUCAGUCUGUCUCUCUGUCUGGAUCUGUAGACAAGUUACCCGCAGCGGCACUUUUAAACUCCGCAUGUGCGUAUAUAGACUCAGACGCCGCUUUAUAUUUGUGGAGUGUGAAUCCGUGUGAGAGGAAGAACAAGUAGUAGUAGAAAGAAGAGGACACUUCAAGUGUGGCUGCUUUCCGCUGUAAGAAGUAUUUUUUUAACUGAGGCAAAGACAGAGAAGAGAAAGGACUCAUGUUAUAAGUCAUCUAAGCAGUAUGGCUCUCAUCAUACACUCCUGCCUUCUUUGUUGCCAGAUGACCGUGUCAAGAGGUCAGGAUUUACUUCUGCUGUCUGGGAUUUUUUUAUUAUUUAACUGAGCAGGCACAUUUCUUUCCGUUGAGUUAAACAUGAACAAAAGCAUGCUUCCAAACGAAUCAUGCAAUAUCACCUGCAAUAACAGUCUCAGCGUUAACGGCCAUGGCAAGCCAGCAGUAAGCAUCAUCAUGUUUUUGGCCGGUGUGGUGGGAAACCUCCUGGCUCUCUUCAUCCUUGGGGUGCACCAAAAAGAGCAUCGAUCCAGGGCUUCGGUCUUCUGCAUCCUAGUGACUGGCUUGGCCCUCACAGACCUGCUGGGCACGUGCCUCCUCAGUCCAUCUGUUUUUAUCAGCUAUGCCCACAACAUGUCACUGAUACGUUUGGGAGGUGAGAGACUGUGCAAUGUCUUUGGCUUUGCCAUGAGUUUCUUCGGCCUGGCACCCACACUCAUCCUGUGCGCCAUGGCUGUCGAACGCUGUCUGGCCAUCAGUCACCCUUAUUUCUACUCUGUACACAUCCGCUGCAGCUUUGCCAAAUACACUCUUUUCUUUAUUUACUUAUUUUCUUUGGGCUUCUGCCUCCUGCCAUACACUGGAUAUGGCAAAUUCAGACAGUACUGUCCUGGGACAUGGUGCUUCAUCGACAUGGAUGCAACAGGGGAUGAACAUGCCAACUUGGUGCAGGCCUUCUCUCUGUCCUAUUCCUCUCUCAUGGCACUGCUCAUCCUGGCAGUGUUUGUGUGCAACGGUUCAGUGAUUGUCAGCCUUUGUCAGAUGCACCGGAACCAAUUGAUGCGUCGCGGCUCGGUUGGGUCAACGGGAAGGAGGAGGAAGCUGAGUCUUGCCUGGUUUGGGCAGGGGGAAGAGGAGAUGGACCACUUGGUGCUGCUGGCGCUCAUCACUGUCAUCUUUGUGGUCUGCUCCCUGCCACUCACUAUUGCGGGUUUCGUCAACGCCAUUCACCCAUUUUGUGACACAGAAAAUCUGACAGCCUUCCGGUUCUACGCCCUCAACCCCAUCGUAGAUCCCUGGGUUUUCAUCAUCUGCCGAAAGUCUGUGUUUCGCCACCUUUGCUCUCUGCUGAGCUGCCGCUUCAGCAGGAGCGCAGUGAAGACGACGGCACGAAGCGCUCUGUCUUUGCCACUUGAAAAUCACAUACAGCGAAACCCUCCAGAUAUGACGAUCCCACAGACCAACAUGUACUCCAGUUUAGCUCUGUGACCCAGCAGAAACCCUCAGCUGUGCAGGGUCGCUGGAUCCUGGGAGACUUCUGAUUAAUAUCUGACGAAACAAUGGAGCAAAAAAACUGUGGAAUGAAACUUGAACAUUUGCAUACAGGAUUCCUGCACUCAAACAUUUAAGGCACAAAGACAUUGAAAAGAAAGAAUCUGUCAAAUAAGUGGCUGUUACAGUUUCCUUAUGAACUAACUUUGGAGAAAAAAAUGACUGCACUAAAUAUUAAACUUCCACUGACUGAUGGAAACUGUUUGAAAGUUGCCAGGAGAGUUGUACCAUAAAACAAACAGCACUGUAACUUAGCACUAAAGAACACAUCAAAUCAUAUCAUGCCUAUGAAUAAUAUACUGUAAAAUCUAAAGCUAUAUGGCUAAACAAUAUGCAUGAACGUGUACUGCCUUUUUUUUCCAGCCUUUUCUUUAAGACACUGCCAGGUAACUCUUGUUAAUCAAUUGUCCACAUCUACAGUAUCUAUGGAUGAGAUGAAGUUCACACUCGCACACACAUGUAUUUGGGAGUUCACUGGUCAGAUGAUUCAUAGUUUUUCUCAACAAAUAUGUGUGUGCAAACCCAAAAGUUUAUGUUAUGCCAUAGGAGGAAUUUUACUGACAUGGUUUGGAUCCCCAUAGGGCUGUGGUUCUUAAACUGAGGGGCAGGCCCCUCUUGUGGUCAUGGAUGACCAAGGGAAAAAUUUGGAGUUAAAAAUAAUUCACGUAGAGAAAAACAAAAAAAAAAAACAUUUGCUGAUGAUGAUUCACAUGAAAUCAACCUUUUUUAGUAAUUACUUCCCCUAUCACUGUUAAUGAGUGAUACAAAUUGUGGUUUAGGAGGGUGUAAACCUUUUCUAGGCGUCUGGAGAAUAAGAGAAUAUCUUUGUGUUCAUCCCUCUGGUAGAGUUCAGACACUUGUAGAAUCAGUGCCAAGGCACACUGAAGCAGUUCUGGCUGUAUGUGGUGGUCCAAAAAACGACAACACCAAGACACUUUAUGAUGUUUUUUCCUUUAAUAUGUCACCUGUCCGUAUGGACUGUAGAUUUGAAUCUCAUGUUUUUGGGUGGUCAGUUCAAAAGGGAUCGACCUGUGGUCGAAAAUAUUUUAAAAAUAUAUAAAAUAGUCAGUUUAUUAUAAUAAAUUGGCUAAUGUGAAGUUAAAACCAAUCUUUUUUUUUUUUGUGGAAGUUUACGUCUUAUGUCAAUAAAUCAGAUCCAAUAAUCCAAGAGAUUUGAAGUUUCGGACCAAACCAGUCAAUCAGGUUUUAAAAACAACUUAAGUCUCAAACGGACUUAAUUCCUGUUCUCACUGUGUUGCUUGUACAUUUGAUACAUUUCAACCCUUCUUCUCAUUCUCACUGAUUUCUAAGCUAUUUAUGAUAAUUGUCUGUGAAUAGUCCUCUCCGUGUUUGGAAAUGUCUGCUGCUGCAAAAUUCACUGUGAGAAAUAAUCUUUUGUUGUUGUUGUGACUUUAAAGCUGUAACAGCAUUUAAAUCUAGCUUAUUUAUGCCUUUUACACUGUGUUUUAAUGUUGCAUGUCCUUGUCGUGUUGUGGUUCAGUUCGUACAGUUGAGUGCAGCCAUAUGAUGACAGAUUUGAGCUUUCUUUUUGGUAUUGUUGCACAUUCACUUUUCGCUCGCUAGUCUUUAAAUGCUCAGUCAUGCAUGACCUGGGGUAAGUCACGUUGCCAUUUGCACAUUUGGUCUUUGAGGGUAUAAGUAUUUGAGUAGUGCAUCCAUUAAAAUGAGUAAAAGAAUACAUUUUUAGAAAAAAAAAAUAGUAUUCAUUAUAUGGUACACAUUUUGUUCAUGUGAAAUAAAGUAUUAAUAAAAGAAAAAAAACUCUUU